Molecule: messenger RNA, 1387 nt
Organism: Folsomia candida
Lineage: Eukaryota; Metazoa; Arthropoda; Collembola; Entomobryomorpha; Isotomidae
Exons: 4
Coding region: 476-1387 (303 amino acids)
Source: RefSeq, a predicted model, not a curated record
GCUUGUUUUAUGAUCUACUUUUACUAAUUUUUUUAGCCCAAACCAGGGCUUAUGUAAUCAUCAUGCGUUCGUCCGUCCGUCUUUCGAUAGCUCUAACAGGCAUUUCUGGACCAACUUUGACCAAAACGCUGGGCAAUGCAUAUGCAACAACCGAAUUUGAAGAUGUGGGUCAAAUUAGUAGUAUGUAGGUGUGCUGCAUAUCAAUUUUCACAAAACUCUGGUUGAUUUUGCAUUGAAAUCAAUUUCAUAGCACCUUUUCACACUGAAUGCCAAAACAUUCACGAAUUACUUGUCGUCAAGUUAAAUCGGUAACUACAAAGUUCAACUAAAUUUCGACAGAAGUCAGACUCUCGUUCUGAGAAAUUUUCAAUUUCCGCAAUAAUAAAUUUUACACGGUCGAUCCCACUCCCAUCUAAAUUCUCAGUAAAUCAAAUUUCUAAAUUCAUACCCACCCAAUCCAACCUCAGAAACAAUAAUGUCCUUCAACAGCAGCCUCUUCAACGGAUCAAUUCCUAAUAACCAAGAUGGAUCCGGAAGUUUGCACGACUCUCGCAACAUGUCCAUACAAAGACCCAUGUACACCCGCGACGCAAGUUUGCCCCCACCGGAAGGGAGUGGACUUCCCGGCACCGUCUUAAAUGAGCUUCAUUACUUCAUCGACAAACUUUGCGACAAAUUAAAGAUAGAAUUGAUCGAGUCUAAAAUCCCAAUGAUUGCGGACGCAUAUAAAGAACAACUUUUGAUCAAUCGAGUUCCAAGAAUUGUAGUGAAUAAGGUGGUACAGAACUUGGAAGAACUAAUAAUGGAAAAAUUGAAAUCAACCUUGCCUUCCGUGGUCACGGAGGUCUUGAUAGGAAAAUACGGUCCUGCAAUCAACAACGUCGUGAAGGCUCUAAAGGAUGGAAAUCUCGUCUGUAGCAAACCCUGCAUUUGUGGACAAACAAAUAAUUCACAACUGAAAGAUAGUUCUCAAGAUGGUUCGCAAGAAGCAGAAAAAUUUCCGGAAAACUGUAUCAACACGUGUCCAUGCAUGAGGAAAGCACAAUUUGUGGAAAGGAGUAGAGAACCCGUGGGGGGAAGCCGUGGGGGCAAAAGUUGUUCGUUUAGGAGGAGAGAUCAAAGUGCAGAAAGAAGUUCGGUAAUAGAACGGCGGAGAGAAGAUCUUUUAGAACAGAAGAGAGAAGCAAGUGGACAACGGAGGGCAGCAGAAAUUAUGGAACGGAGGAGGAGACAACAAGAAGAACGAGAUGCAGAAGACAGGAGACAACAAAUUUCAGAAAGUAGAAGAGAACAAUUUCCGCAAGACUGUAUCAACACGUGUCCAUGCACGAGGAACAACGCCGCGUGUUCCAUGCCGUCCGCAGCAUCUCGAAACAGAAAUACAUAA